GCUCAAAACAUCAAACGAAAAACUGCCAUGAAUUCUAUAAAUGCAAGUUUUUACCAGAAUAUCUCCAUAGUUCGACCUGAGUACUUUUUCAUCAGUGGACUUUCAGGUAUACCUUACAGCAGUUAUUACUAUAUUUUCUUAUUUGUCGUUUAUUUUAUAUCUGUAAUUGGGAACUCUGUAGUCCUUCUCAUUAUAGCUGUUGACCGGAGUCUGCACAGUCCAAAGUACAUUGGUGUGUUUAACUUGGCCUUGGCUGAUAUUGGUGAAGCUAAUGCACUGAUUCCUAACAUGAUGAAGAAUUUUCUGUUUGACUCACAGUACAUCUCCUACAAUGCUUGUAUGGCAAACAUGUUUUUUGUGUUCCUCUUUAGUUCCAUACAAAGUUUCACUCUUGUUGCUUUGGCGUAUGAUCGCUUCAUUGCAAUUUGUUUACCUUUGAGAUAUCAUGCUAUUGUGAAUAAUACCAGCAUGAUUUUAAUUUUCCUAGCUAUAUGGGGAUUUAAUUCUUCUGUGGUGGCCUCUAUGGUGUCUAUGAUCACUCGACUUUCACUCUGUAAAUCCAAUGUGAUACCGAGUUAUUUUUGUGAUCAUGGACCAAUAUUUAGGUUGGCUUGUAAUGACAUCAAAGUUAGUGAGUUUUUUGCUUUUUUCAUCUCGAUUUUAUAUCUUACCAUGCCAAUGGUCAUUAUUGUCGUUUCAUAUCUGUAUAUUUUUCUUGCUUUGAUCAAAAUUACAACUUGGGAAGGACGGUUAAAAGCAUUGAAGACCUGUGUGUCUCACCUCUUGUUAGUAGGAAUCUUUUUCCUUCCUGUAUGCUGCACAUACAUUGCACAGAUUUUGCUUGCUCUUACUCCUAAUGCCAGAGUCAUCAGCACAUCUCUUUCAUAUGCUAUUCCACCAAUGCUAAAUCCUAUUAUUUAUGUUUUAAACACAGCUGAAAUCAAAGAUAUAAUUAGAAAAUUGUUUAAAAAGAGACUGAGGCCAGUUAGUGAUAACAUUUCAAAAUGA
This is a messenger RNA of Danio aesculapii, 1008 nucleotides long. RefSeq names its product olfactory receptor 1M1-like. NCBI's taxonomy places the organism in Eukaryota, Metazoa, Chordata, Actinopteri, Cypriniformes, Danionidae. The record is from RefSeq and is a predicted model, not a curated record. The transcript has a single exon. Gene Ontology annotation, molecular function: G protein-coupled receptor activity; olfactory receptor activity. Gene Ontology annotation, biological process: G protein-coupled receptor signaling pathway. The coding region runs from base 28 to 1008 and encodes 326 amino acids. Gene Ontology annotation, cellular component: membrane.